Molecule: messenger RNA, 4178 nt
Organism: Brassica rapa (field mustard)
Lineage: Eukaryota; Viridiplantae; Streptophyta; Magnoliopsida; Brassicales; Brassicaceae
Product: mediator of RNA polymerase II transcription subunit 15a
Biological process (GO): regulation of DNA-templated transcription
Molecular function (GO): chromatin DNA binding; transcription coactivator activity
Source: RefSeq, a predicted model, not a curated record
CUACGGUCAAAAAGGGCUAAACCACAUGUGGAAAUUAAAAACGUCGUCGCCUCAACAUAGGCAUGUUCAUAUCUUAAGAGGGGGCUUUGGGUAAUUUAAAGUCAAAUCCGUUGUCCUUAUAAGCUAAAAGAGCCAUAAACGCCUUUGGCAGAAAAUGAUUUGAGACGAACAAGUUUCCUUCUUCUGCAUUUUGCCCAGAAAAAAAAAAGAUCCUUUCCAAUCCCUUUCUCCAUCAACAUUUAACCCUAAAUCGUUGUGAAAAUUUUCGAUUAAGCUCUGAAAAUUUGUGGUGAAAAUUUUCCGAAUCUCGUCUCUUGUGAUCGGGAUUAACGACAAGACAUGCGAUACCGCCGUUUAUAGAUUGGUGGUUUCUGGGUUUCUUAUUAAUUAGGACACUUGAUGGAUAAUAACAAUUGGAGGCCUGAUCUUCCAAAUGGAGAUCCUUCCAUGGACUCUGGUGACUGGAGAAGUCAAUUGCCACCUGAUUCACGCCAGAAGAUUGUCAACAAAAUAAUGGAGACACUAAAGAAGCACCUUCCACAUUCUGGAACAGAGGGAGUUAACGAGCUCAGGAGAAUUGCUGCUAGAUUCGAGGAGAAAAUUUUCAGUGGUGCUGUUAACCAGAGUGAUUACCUUCGGAAAAUAUCCAUGAAGAUGCUAACUAUGGACUCUAAAUCUCAAAAUCCAACCGGCUCUUCCUCAUCUAUCCCUGCCGCUAAUAAUGUCUCAUCCAUGGAUAUAAAACCCAACAUUCAAGGGCACCUUCUUCCGGGAACUUUACCAAACAAUCAGUCUCAAGCACCACCUCAGCCGUUGCUGUCCCAACCCAUGCAGAGUAAUACUGCCUCUGGAAUGACUGGUUCUACUGCUUUGACCAAUAAUACUAAUGUCACAAGCGUUGUAAACCAGAAUCCCAGUAUGCAAAAUGUAGCCGGAAUGUUGCAAGAUUCAUCCGGUCAGCAUGGCCUUUCUUCGAACAUGUUUUCAGGAUCAUCCCAAAGGCAGAUGCUGGGAAGGCCUAAUGCUAUGUCUUCUCAGCAGCAGCAGCAGCAGCAGCAGCCACAGAGUGCACAGUUUCUUUACCAGCAGCAGCUACAGCAGCAGCUUCUCAAGCAGAAUUUUCAGUCAGGGAAUGUUCAGCACAUUCAACAACAACAGCAACCAAAUUUGCUGCAGCCCAAUCAAAUGCAACAGUCUGGCAUUUCAACAUCUACCUCAGCUGUGAGCUCAUCACCUCUCCAGGGUCUCCACACAAAUCAGCAAUCAAGUCCUCAACAGUCUAUGCUUCGUCAGCAUCAAUCUUCGCUGCUAAGGCAACAUCCUCAAUCACAACAAGCCUCUGGCAUCCAUCAGCAGCAAACUUCAUUGCCGCAGCAACAGCCUAUUUCUCCUCUACAACAGCAGCAAGCACAGAUGAUGCGACAACAAGCUGCAAGUGGGUCAGGCAUCCAACAGAAGCAGAUGAUGGGGCAGAAUCUUGUCGGGGAUAUGCAGCAGCAACACCAGCAAAGGUUACUGAACCAACAAAAUAAUAUUUUGAAUAUGCAACAGCAGAAGCAACAAGUACCGUCCCAGCAGCAAUUGAUGUCUCAACAAAAUAGCCUUCAGACAACGCAUCAGCAACCACUUGGCACUAGUCAUAGCAAUGUUACAGGACUGCAGCAACAACAACAACAGCUGCUCAGUAAUUCGAGCUUGCAGACUAACCAGCAGUCGGUGCAGCACAUGUUAUCACAGCCAACGGUUGGGCUACAACGAGCUCAUCAGGCUGGCCAUGGCGUGUUUUCUUCUCAGGGCCAACAGUCACAAAAUCAGAUGAUACCCCUUCAGUCGCAUCAUCAGCAGCUAGGUUUACAACAACAACAACCUAAUCUUCUACAACAGGAUGUGCAACAAAGACUACAAUCGUCUGGCCAAGUCACUGGUUCCCUGCUUCCACCUCAAAGUGUAGUGGACCAACAGAGACAACAACAACUAUAUCAAUCCCAAAGAACUCUUCCGGAGAUGCCAUCAUCUUCGCUAGACUCGACGGCACAGACGGAAAGUGCAAAUGGAGUCGAUUGGCAAGAAGAGGUUUACCAAAAGAUCCAAACCAUGAAAGAGGCGUACUUACCAGAUCUUAGUGAAAUCAAUCAGAGAGUUGGAGCCAAGUUACAGCAGGACGCUUCUCUUCCGCAGCAACAAAGAUCAGAGCAGUUUGAGAAAUUAAAACAAUUCAAAAAUAUGUUGGACCGAAUGAUACAAUUCCUAUCGGUUCCAAAGAUUAACAUCAUGCCUGCAUUAAAGGAUAAGGUGGCUAAUUAUGAGAAGCAGAUUAUAAAUUUCUUAAAUAAUCACAGGCCGAGGAGGCCACUACAGCAAGGGCAGAUGCAGCAACAAUCAGGUCAGAACGGUCAGGAACAGUCUCAUGAUAGUCAAGCUAAUACGCAGAUGCAGUCAAUGAGCAUGGCAGGUUCUGUGCCAAGGGCACAGCAGAGUAGUCUGGCAAAUAUGCAGAACAAUGUUCUAUCAUCUCGUCCUGGAGUUUCAGCUCCACAGCAGAGCAUUCCGGCUUCUAGUUUAGAGUCAGGCAAAGGAAAUGCACAGGUUACCAUGGGAUCCAUGCAACAAAAUAUCUCUCAACAAGUGAAUAACAGUUCUGCCUCUGCUCAAAGUGGGUUAAGUACACUGCAGUCCAAUUUUAAUCAAGCCCAGUUAAGUUCCGGUUUGCUUCAGCAACAGCACCUGAAGCAACAUCAAGACCAACAAAUGACGCAGCAGUUCAAACAGCAAUUUCAGCAGCGCCAAAUGCAGCAGCUACUACAAAAGCAGCAGUUAAGUCAGCAGCAGCAGCAACAGUUGCAAGCAAGACAGCAAGGGGCACAGUUCCAGCAACAUUCUCUGCAGGGUCAGCGUGGUACUUAUCCCCUUCAGCAGUUAAAACCAGGAUCCCAGCUUCCUGCUACUUCGCCUCAACUUCUCCCAGGUGCAUCUCCUCAAAUGACACAACAACAUUCGUCUCCUCAGGUCGACCAGAAAAUUCUUAUGUCAUCUGUCAAUAAGAUGGGAACUCCAUUGCAACCUGCACACUCCCCUUUUGUUGUCCCAUCUCCUUCAACCUCCCUGGCACCUUCCCCUAUGCAAGUUGAAUCUGAGAAACAACCUGGAGCAAUGGGAAACACUGCACGCCAACAACAAAGUGUAGUUCAAUCCAUUGCAAUUGGCACUCCAGGGAUCUCUGCAUCUCCUCUCCUUCAGGAGCUUACUAGUCCUGAUGGAAAUAAUUUAAAUCAAAGCGCGGCUGAGCUGCCUAUUGAACGCCUUAUUAGAGUCGUGAAGUCCAUCUCACCACAAUCACUUUCUUCUGGAGUAAGUGACAUCAGAUCUGUUGUAAGCAUGGUUGAUAGGAUAGCUGGUUCAGCCCCAGGAAACGGUUCAAGAACUUCAGUUGGUGAGGAUUUGGUUGCAAUGACAAAGUGUCGUCUCCAAGCAAGAAACUUAAUGACGCAAGAGGGGAUGACGGCGAGCAAGAAAAUGAAACGUAACACAACUGCAAUGCCAUUAAGCGUUUCUUCAUUAGGAGGAAGCGUUGGUGAUAACUACAAGCAGUUUGCAUGUUCAGAAACAUCAGAUCUGGAAUCUACUGCGACUUCUGUUGGCAAGAAAGCAAGAACUGAGAAGGAGCACGCCCUUUUGGAGGAAAUAAAGGAGAUAAACCAGCGGCUGAUAGAUACAGUUGUUGAGAUUAGUGAUGAUGAAGAUGCUGCUGAUGUUAGUGAGGGAGCAAUAGCAAGCAAAGGGUGUGAAGGAACAACAGUAAGAUUCUCGUUUAAAGCGGUUUCUCUCAGCCCAGCCUUGAAGGCUCAUCUCUCAUCAACCCAAAUGUCUCCUAUUCAACCAUUGCGGCUGCUGGUACCUUGUAGCUACCCCAGAGGCUCUCCAUCUCUCCUGGAUAAUCUCCCUGUCGAAACCAGUCUGGUUUCUUGAACAGCAAAGAGAAAGAGGACCUGUCGUCCAAAGCUAUGGCAAGGUUCAAUAUAUUACUAAGAAGUCUGUCACAGCCAAUGUCGCUCAAAGACAUAGCCAAGACAUGGGAGGCAUGCGCUCGGACUGUGAUAUGUGAGUACGCACAGCAAUUUGGAGGUGGAACUUUCAGUUCAAAAUACGGUACUUGGGAGAAAUUUGUAGCCGCUUCCUGA